UUUAUACAUUGAUAACGAUUACGCUUAAAUACGAUUUAAUAGACAAAGGAAACAAAAGAAAAAAAACCCCACACAAAUAUGAACUUACUUACCGUCACAUUACUUCGGAAGUCGAAAGUUCCCGGAAGUGAUCCACAUCCGGGAAACGUAAUGUUUUCAGUGAGCGGCUAAUACAAAGCAGCUAAUGCUAACGCUUCAUGUAGAGGGUUUAAUUGCGCUUACACACACUGCAACUGAACAUUUAAAAAAAUGAUAUGGCCUCUCAGAUCCCCAUCACCAUCCGGAGUCAAUCGGUGGCCGUCAACUCAUCUACUCAGCGAACGAAGAAGAGGCCGGCGAGUCCGGCAGUGUCCGUCGUCCAGCCGAUCAAGAAGAAGAAGGCUCCAGUAGUGGCUUCUCCACAGACACAGAUGGUGGUGGCUGACACUGUGGCAGAAGUGAAAACAUUGGGAGUUGGAGAUGGUGGAGCCCCCCCUGCCUCUGAGGCGAAGCAACCGCCAUUUAAAGACCCCACAUUUACACAUUCUGGGAUCGGAGGAGCCGCAGCAGGCAAGAAAAACAGAACUUGGAAAAAUCUCAAGCAGAUUUUGGCUUUGGAGCGAACUCUACCCUGGAAACUCAGUGACCCCAGCUACCACAGUAUUGAUGCUCCCCCUUCCUUGAAGCCAGCAAAGAAGUACUCUGACAUCUCUGGACUCCCUGCCAGCUAUACAGAUCCACAGACAAAACUGCGCUUCACAUCAGCCGAAGAGUUCUCUUACAUUCGCCUUCUCCCGACCGAUGUUGUCGCUGGCUACCUGGCUGUUCGAAAGGCCACUUGCAUUGUUCCCUGACAACUCUGGACUGUUAAUAAAAAAAAAAAAGAGUUGAUUUCAAAAGUCUAUAACUCUGUUUUCUAAUCCAAGGGAGCCUCAAUGGAGUGGCACACAUCUUGUGACAGGAUAAUUUCCCCCCGGAUUAGAGUUUGAGUCACUUUUAUUUCUUUACAAGAUGAAAAGCCAAGCUGCCAAAAAUGAACAAUUAACAUUGGUUCUCUUGGCUUCAUAUCUUUAGUCUUUUUGUACAUCCGUUGUCUUCCACUGAAGCGCGGCUGGAUUGCAGGGGUUGCAGCUGUUGAAAGCACGAUCCAUGAG
Messenger RNA from Synchiropus splendidus (mandarinfish), 1133 nucleotides. It is a transcript of the gene ino80c, whose product is annotated as INO80 complex subunit C. The transcript has 5 exons. The coding region runs from base 255 to 833 and encodes 192 amino acids. NCBI's taxonomy places the organism in Eukaryota, Metazoa, Chordata, Actinopteri, Syngnathiformes, Callionymidae. The record is from RefSeq and is a predicted model, not a curated record. Gene Ontology annotation, cellular component: Ino80 complex. Gene Ontology annotation, biological process: chromatin remodeling.